This is a messenger RNA of Olea europaea var. sylvestris, 1212 nucleotides long. RefSeq names its product transcription factor MYB105-like. The coding region runs from base 322 to 1101 and encodes 259 amino acids. The record is from RefSeq and is a predicted model, not a curated record. Gene Ontology annotation, cellular component: nucleus. Gene Ontology annotation, molecular function: DNA-binding transcription factor activity, RNA polymerase II-specific; RNA polymerase II cis-regulatory region sequence-specific DNA binding. NCBI's taxonomy places the organism in Eukaryota, Viridiplantae, Streptophyta, Magnoliopsida, Lamiales, Oleaceae. Gene Ontology annotation, biological process: regulation of DNA-templated transcription. The transcript is spliced from 3 exons.
GGUGCGUGGGGUUCUGUGUCAAAGAAAUUAUAUGUGCAUACAUGCAAAUAUUAUCAUCAGUGUAGUGUUUUAUGGUGACCGAGAAUAAGUCAAAUUAGAGGUCAUUGCCUGUCAGUCUGAGGCAGGCCCUCCUUCUCAGUACUGGCAGUGGCAGAUGGAAGAGUAAAUCGUGUGGAUUUUGGGGAAAAAAUUUUAAACACUUUUUUUCUGCUGAAACCCUCUGUCCCUCAAAUCUUUUUCUCUUUAACCCCUGCCUGUAUACUCGUUUUUCUUGCAUUGCAUUAUUCUAACCUUUUCUCACCACAUUACAGCAUAUAAUCCAUGCAACCACAAAAUGACAUCACAAUGGAGUCUUUACCAGAGAAUUCGAAUGAGAAAUCAGAUUUCCAAGAGAGUGAAACGGUGAGAAGACAGUCUAAAGUAUGUACCAGAGGCCAUUGGAGACCUUCGGAGGACGAAAAACUUAAACAACUCGUCGCCCAUUACGGCCCACAGAACUGGAACGCCAUAGCUGAAAAUCUCGAAGGAAGAUCAGGUAAGAGUUGUAGAUUGAGAUGGUAUAACCAGUUGGACCCGAAGAUCAAUAAAAGAGCUUUCAGUGAAGAAGAAGAGGAAAGGCUAAUGGCAGUUCAUAGGGUUUUUGGCAACAAAUGGGCGAUGAUUGCUAAAUAUUUCCCUGGGAGAACAGAUAAUUCUGUGAAAAAUCACUGGCAUGUUUUAAUGGCUAGGAAAUAUAGAGAUCAAUCGAAGUCCUACAGAAAAAUAUCAAAAUGUAGUGAGGAUACAGCAAAUGAAAAUGCAUCUACCAAUUCCUGCCUUUUUCAUUCAGGCCAUGAUUACAAUCCGACUCGACCAAAUUCUUUUUCGGGCAGUAAAAAUGGGAAUAUUAUGGCAAGAAAUGGCUCAAUUUUCAGUAAUUUCAAUCCCUUUCAUCCGUACUCUUCAUUGCUGAUGGAAAUGCAGGAUGAUUUUCCUCACUUUUCAUGCACUGAACCAUCUCCAUCUCCGUCGCCAUCAGUUGCUGAGUACACAGACGCAAGCCAUUUAAAUACUAAGGCAACACCUCCGUUUAUAGAUUUCCUUGGAGUUGGAGCCAUAUGAAAGAUAUGCAUGUCCUUAGUUUUAUCAAAAAAUUUGUGAAUGCCUUUGUGACUAUUCCUUGUAACAAAUUAAUCAUUGACAACAUCGAACUUAUGAAUUUCUCGUUCUCCA